UCCCGUAUACUGCAAAGUUUGAUCCCAUUUGGAAAGUCAAAUCGUGCCCGUGCGAAAACGGAAACUGGUUUCAGCGGCGCGUGAACUUAUUUAGAAGUGCGGUUGAAUUUAAGUGCGCAUUGCCGAAAUGGUCCUUGCCAAAAGUUUUUAGUUAUUUGCAUGCUAAGAAAAAACUUUGGGUCGUGUAAAAACAACCACGAACAUUUUUCACGUACGAAACGAUUGUAUGCGCGGGUGCAAGCGAGAGGGCAAGCGGUUUUGCGGUACGUGCUUCAGUGGUAUGAGUGAGUCGGUGCUUGCGUACGCGAAAGAGAAGUUUGAUGCUGAAGGAAACAUACAGAAAACAGUGUUGCCUGCAAAUCGGAUUGAUAGAUUCCGACGACGGUGCUAAAUGUCUCUACGCCGACAACGGCGCCCGUCAAAGUAUCAGUAGUUAACGUUGCUAGCCGGAAUCAGUGUGCGUGCAAUGUGCGUCUUCUGCACGGUUUAUCUUAAGUUGGCAGUAUUGUGUUUGCAUCGAAUAUAGAGAUGUGAACUGAACCUUCUGUGAACGAUCAGAGUGAAUGAGAAAGAAGUAAAAAGAGUGAUCCACAGGCAGGCCACCACCUAGCUGUAGGGAGAAAGCUUGGCCCAACGAACCGAACGCAAUGUUGAAUGGUCGUUUCCCGAAAGGAAUGUUGCUGGAAAAAUGCUAUUAGGACCGCAUAACAGCAUUACUUUAUCGACUUAAUGCAUACAUACUAUACUAAAUAAUAUAUUUUGUAAUGAAGUGACAUUUUGACGGCAGUGAAGUGAUUUAACGGAAGAUUUAGUGGCAAAAGUGUAGCGUGUAGAGUGUUAAUAACCUCUUGAUGUGCAAGUUUUCCCCUCUGUCCUUGCACCGCUCGUAUAUUCCAGCGGCUCAAUCAAACCAGCGAUGAAUGAGAAAUCGCUUAUUACUGAAAACUGCUCGUUGUGAACAAUUCGUACGGAUUAUGAUCCUGAACGAACAAAUAAUUGAGUAGAAUAUUAGAACUAGUAAAGUCGGGGUUAUAUGAAAAAGAUCGAAGAAAACUACGGAAGUGUGUCGCAGACCACCUUGAAAAGAAGAGCAUCUUUUUCAAUUCGUACUGUCGGUAGUCUGUCAGCAGUCAGUUUGUCAGUCAGCCAGCCUCUGUGUACAAACACAGAGCGCACACGCGUGCUAGUGGGACUCGCACGGACUGGAUAGCUGCAGUGUUGGUGGCAACUGGUGAAAGAAAACUAGCGUGUGAUGUUUUGCAUGAAGCCGAUCACGCUGUAUUAGUGAAAACGAGACGCGUUGUCCACAGCUGUAGUGGUAUCCGCGCUGGUACGUGCCUGCCCUGCUCGCUACAUCGGUACAUUUUACAAAUCGUUUCCCAAAAAAAGUGUGUACAUUAAGAAAAAUCAUGUUUUUCUAAACUGUCGGGAUUAAACGAAAAAUCAGCGUUGACUCUAGGUGAAAUAGUUUGUAGAAAUAACUAAACGAAAAAGCAAACGAUUUGUGAACAUUAUUGCUAGUGUAGAAACGCGAUAAAUUGUGCAAGAUUCGUGUGCAUAUCAGGCUUAGCGAGAAUCAAAACGCUCUCGAUUUAAUGAACCUAAAGAAGGCCCUUCACGGUAAAAGUGUAUUUCAAAGCCAGAACGGGAAAGUGAAUACAGGCAGCGGUCUGCAGAAAAAAACCACACACAAGGCAUAGUGAGAGGAAAAAUCCUAUCCAUGAGAAAUGGAAGUAACUAAAAUUACAGUGGCAACCUAGUCCGGUCGUCCAUAGGUCCGAGCUCUGAUGAAGAGUGCGAGAUUUUUUGCUGACCGUUUUAUUUUUCUUCUGCCAGGCUUGUGUAGUUCGUGGAAGUCACGCACGGUAUGAUGACGAUGGUCAAGAAAACGAGGAAUGUGUUCCGCCAUUGAAUUAUAGUUUGGGGCCUUUUUGCUGCAUUCGCGAGAGUGUUUAUGCGUGUACCUAUCAAGACGGCGGAUGCCGAUUAACAGAGUACCGUUUUCCAAUCGAAUUGCGAAAAAGUUUGACCGUGUCGAAAGUUGUGGGACAACGAUUGUUGGAUAAAAAAUAAAUCGUCGGAGCGGUCGAGUUUUGCGUGCGGCUACAUGGUUUAAUAUUACGCUUUACGCAGGAAAUUAUUCCGGGUCCUCCGCACAAAAAUUUACCAGUGUAUGUAUAUGUGUGAUGUAUUUUCCUCUUGCUGAGGUAAAGUGAAAACGAAAAAAAAAAAUAGAAUAAGGUGCUGAAUAAUCAAUCAAAUGGUAUGCCAACAGCGAGCAUCCAUCGAUGAAGGAUAAGAAAGAAGAAAAUCCAAAUCAGCAAGCUCCUCUCGGAAGUGUCUGCCAACAGUGUGUGCGGUGCGUGUAUAUUAAUUGUGUGCACUAGUGUGCGUGUCCGUGUCCAUUGUUAUCUGAAAUCGAUUGACGACAUCGCGCUUGUCAACUGUUCCUUGAUAAAAAGUGAAAUAAUUUGUCGGCUCAUGGCGUAACAAAAUUUCCCUUUGGGCGAAGAUUCUGCUGAAACUGGUUAAAAAAUUUCAAUCAAAUGUUUGAGAGGCAAACACCAACAAGAAAUAGUAAUUUCCCGUAAUCAAUAAUGUGUCCCAGGUGUUGCGGGGUCGAGCCAUGGAAAUAGAUGUGAAGCAGAGUAAGCAGCGCAACAAACGACGGGAACGGGCCCAACGUAUGAUAGCCGAGCGGGAUAAGGAUGCCGCCACCGAUGGUGCUGCUGUUACGGCUGGUGGUACUAGUACCGUGGGAAGUACCGGUGGCCCUGGCGGCAUCGAUCCAGAUGAUAGUGCCGACGAGGACAUGCCGGUAAACCGCGAGAAACCUCCAAGGCCCACGGUUCGACGCAAGCGAAAGGAGAAGGACCCUUCACCAAUUCUCGAGGAGGACAUUAUCGAUGGUUUCGCAUUCCUCGCAUUUAAAUCGUACGAGGAUUUAGAGUUUGCCAUCAAAAUCGCCAACAAGCGCAACGAGAAGCGCCUAUCGUCGAUUGUCGAACUGACAUCGAUCAUGGUGGACGACAAGCCGCCGAAGAUAAUAGACACGACCGCUCAGAAGCUCGAUCAGCAGAAAGCAGCCGAAGCGGCUUGGAAUUCGGCGGCUGCAGCGGCUACUGCUGCUGGAACGGUUCCGACCAACAACGGAACCGGUGCAGUACCGUCAAACGGUACGAAUGGCACCACUUCCGGACCCGGUGUUAUGAAUGGCGGCAGUUGCGGUAGCAGUAGCAGUAGUAGCAGCAGUAGCAGUAUAAGUAGCAGUUUAGGGGCCGCAAGCAGUGCUGCCAGCGGUCUGACCGUCGGUAGUAGCAACAGCAAUGGUAGCAGCAGCAGCAGCCUCAGUGCGCUUAGUUCCGGUAUCAGCAGUAGCAGCAGCAGUAGUAGCAGUAGCAGUAUCAGCAGUAGCGGUAUCGGAAGCAGUAUUAGCAGCAGUACGGUUAGUGUUAAUCACACCAACCACAACCAUUCGCUGCCACCGAACGUCGACCCGGGUACCUCGGACGACAGUGGCCGAGCUUCGGAACGACUCACCACAUCGUCGGUGGCCCAGCGGGAUGCGGACAGCUCGCGGGACCGGCUAAGCGAUGCCAGCAGUCGGUGCAGUUCCGGCAAAGGAUAUAUCUGUGAUAGUGAGGGAGACGAUGAUAAGGGUUCUGAUGGAGGGUCAGUUGUAUUCGCAUCCACGCCCCAGGCGCAACCGGCACAGGUGGUGCCCCCGGCAGUGGGAGCGGCGGCUCCCAGCCCAGCGGUGCCUCGAAAAUCGGACUUCCCACCGACCGGGCUGCCACUCAGCAAUGGUCCGCUGGCCGGACUGGCCGGCAGUGCUAGUCCGGUUCCGGUUCCGCCAGGAGCGGCCAGUGCAGGACCUGCUCCGCCGGCACCAUCUCCAGCGCCCGCAGCGCUUCCACCACCCAGCCUGCCACCGCCUUAUCCCUCAACACCGUUGCAGGUAUCCAAUGGUCCGAUAGGAGGAACCCACCUGACCCCUAUAGGUGGUGGACAUCCUACUGCGGUAGCGUCACCUCAGUCGCAGCAAGCCGUGGCAUCACCUCAGCAACCACAGCCACCCGCGUCUCCGCAGAUGGCCGGUUUGAGCAAUAAGCCGCUGUUGCCCACGGCUUCGGCAAAGAUACCAGCAGCGAGCGGUGGUGGCGGUCUGCUUGGUGUUCCAUCUGCUGCAACAACGGCGACGGCAGCACUGACGGCCAUUGGUGGCAAGCAAGGAUCACCUCAGUCUCCCCUGCAACAACAGCAGCAACAGACUAUUGGAUCGGUGCCGUCACCCGCAAUGCAACAGCCACCAACUCCUCAGUCUCAACCACCACCGUCGCCUCAACAGCUGCCCCAGCAGCAUAACAGUAACAGUAAUAGUAGCAGUAGUGGCAACACCAGUGUCAGUGGGAAGCCUUCAUCAGUUCCGAGUUUUAUCGGAGCUGGUUCCUCAUUUGCACCUUCAACGACUGCCUCGGCAUCUUUACCAAAUGGCCUACCACUAGUGACAGGACCAACAAACCUGUCGAAUAGCUUGGGACCGACAAGUGGUGGUCAGCCGUUGCACAGCAAUAGUAGCAUUAACAGUGCAGCUCCUUCAUCACUGCCGCUGAAUGUACCGCACACACCACCCGCAGCUACUCCCGCAAGCGGUCAAAGUCCUGCUAUUCACCCAUCGGUGGAAAGCUCCUUGGCAGCACUGCGAACUCACAGCCCUGUAGUGGCAACCAGUGUUGCUCUUUCGGCGGCCGUUACCCCAACCGGUCUGCUAAAUGGAUCUCACAUGACCCAUCCAGGAAUGCCGCCGUCGAUUAUGAUGCAGAAUGGCAUUGGCAGUAUACCUGCUCAUUAUCGCACGGCCUACCCGGGAUAUACGCCGUUGUAUCACUAUGGAACCUACGGCAAUCCAUAUCUAUCACCAUCGGUAGCUCCACCGAAUCUAUCUCCUCGAAUGCAUCCCGUAGGUCCACCCGGACUUGGCGGUUUGCCUCCGUCAAUGAUGGGCCUAGGUUUGAUGGACUCACGGUUACAACCGCCAAUGUCCGCAGCGAACGGAAGCCCAUCGCAAAUACGGGGCGAUCGGGACGCGUCUCCUAUGGGUCAACCUCCAACGAAAACCGUGCGGCCCGUCACUCCCAAUACCAACAGCAAUGGUAGCAAUAGUAAUUCAUCCUCUGCUCCUCCUUCGGCAGCCGCGGGAGGACCUCCUUCCGGUGCCAGUAGUGGGCCUCAUAUACCAUCUCCACAUGGAAUCAGUACGGCAGUUCCACCUGGUGCCACGCCUCCUACGCAUCCUAGUGGUGGUGCAUCGUCGCAUCUUUUGCCUCCUCAUCAUCCUGCAGCCGCAACACAACAACCACCACCGCUCUCUCAUCAGCAGCCACCUCCGCAUUUAGUAGGACCUUCCUCACAUCAUCCGCUGGUGGGACCACUCUUACCCGUGCUGCCACCUGGAAGUCACCAUUUACCGCCAGCUUCACAUCACCCGCCUACCAGCAGUAGCAGUAACAGUAGUAGUAAUAGUAAUAGCAAUAAUACCCAUCCCCAACAUCCGGCGGCUUCCAGCGGCAGCAUAGCACGAACGCACUCUCCGCGAGGGCAUAGUCCCAAUAGAGAAAGAGAUAGUUAUAGUAGUAACGUAAGUAGUUUAUCCCGUUCUACACCUGGUUCGGCGCUACCGUAUGGCAGUGGUGGCAGCAGUACAAGCAGUGCUAGUACCGGUGGUCCACCCACGGGCCCAUCUCCAACGCUUCCCUAUAGCUCGGCUGGUCCACCUGCACUCUCCUCUCCGGCAGCGAUGUCCGUUUCGUCGGCCUCGUUAUCGAUGCCUUCAUCUGCCGUUUCUUCUAGUCUUACCUAUCCUAAACCUUCGUUAGCUACAACCACCAGCUCCAGCAGUAGCCUGCAACCGGCAGGUCCCAGUGGAUGGCAUCCAUCAAUGACAGCCUCUGCAGGAAUUCCGCCAUCACACUCACCAGCUGGCAUGGCGGCUGGUAAUUCCAGUGUAAAUAAUAACAGUUCUUCCUCACAAUCGCGACCAACUCCUCCCUCACCUUCUGCCUCGUCUGCUGGACCAACGCCUACUUCGCUCUCUGCCGUACCGCCAACGUCAUUCCCGGUGCCACUAUUUACGGCACCGCUGCCACCUCCGGUCGUUUCGACGGCUUCAACUCCCUCGCAACCAACGGCACCGUUGCCGUUUUCAGCUGAAUCGCUUUUCUCAACGAAGGUUUCUGACCAGGCAGAUAUGCUGCGACGCGAGUUAGACAAUCGGUUUCUGGAUCGAAGUGGGCUGAGUACGGUUCCACAGUCACCAUACCUGCGGCAGGAACUGCAUCACCAUCAGCACCAGCACACACACCUACACCAGCACCAACAUCAGCAUCAGCACCAGCCAAUUCUACCAGCAGCGGCGGCGGCUACACCAACCCUCUUUCCACCUCCACUUUUUAAGGAUGUACCGAAAAUAGGUGCUGUCGAUUCACCAUUCUACCGCACUGGACUCGGGAUGCCCGCCUAUCCUGGCUACGGCCCUGGGAUUCUACAUCCAGGCCUAAGCGGUCCAACGCAAUUCGUUCCCCCAAGCCAUUUGCAAUCGUUCGUGCCGAAGCAGCAGGCCUCUCCGGUUGAUCCGGCUAGAAAGAAAACUGGCAAAUGGAAUGCCAUGCACGUGCGGAUAGCAUGGGAAAUAUACCACCACCAGGCAAAACAGAACCCAGAUAAAGCCGCGUCAAUGAAGACGGCAUCGGAUAUGCUGCGACCACCGUCGCACAUGUACCCACCAUCAGCAGCGGCUGCCGCGGCAGCUGCCGGUCUGGUGAGACCACACGAUCUGCCUACGCCUGCUUAUCCUCCAACUGGGCUACCAGGACGGCCUGGACCUUAUGAAUCGGCACCAUUGCCGCCUAGUUUUAUCAGUUCGGCAGCUAGUCAUUUGGGCGUUUCCCCCUUUGGCCGAUAUGCAUCACCAUACGGUGCUUCACCCUUCGGUGGACUGUCGCCGUUUUCCCGUGACCUACCACUCGGAUCUCAGAUGCCCGGAUCAUUACACGAUCCAUGGAGAAGAAUCCUUUCCAGUGCAAUACCACGCAGUGUGGGUACGUACCCGUCGGCUCCACCACCCGGAUCGGCUGGAGGAUGGCCUCCGACAAUCAAGCAAGAUCCCAGCAUAGCGGCAGAGACAGCUCGCCGAGAAGCCGAAGAACGUGAACGGCAGCGGGAACGUGAAGAACGAGAACGAGAACGACAGAGGCGAGAACGAGAGGAACGAGAGAAGCAGCGCGAGCGAGAGCGAGAGGAAAAACUGCGCAAAGAGCAGCAGGAACGCGAACGCGAGCGCGAACGAGAACGGGAGCGAGAGAGAAAAGAAAAGGAACGACGGGAAAUGGAACGGCGAGAGAUGGAGCGUGAGCGGAUAUUGCAACAGCAACAGCGAGAGUCGAAAGCGGCAGCCGCAGCUGCCAGUGCGAAUUCUAUGGUUCGCGAUCGAUCUCCGCUCCGAAAUGGAACGGAACUGGACAUACGGAUCAAGGAAGAACCACGAAAAGACGACGAAAUGCUUAUGCGAAGUCAAGCGGCAGCAGCGGCGGCUGCAGCUUCAGAUCCACGCUAUCACCCAUCGAUGAUGCCUCACCCAUACAUGGCCAGUCGGCACGCACAUAUGAUUCCCGGUACCCAAUUUUCUCGAUCGAUGUUGCCGCCAUCCAUGGGCAUACCAUCGCAUUUUCCACCCCCUACACCAUGGGGCCCUCCGGACCCUUUCAGAGACUAUCGGUUGGAGUCUUUACACCAGCUUCGUUAUAACCCCUUGAUGGAUGUGUAUCGAGCGGAAGAGGCCAAAGCCUCUCUCCUGUACGCAGCCCAAUCGGCGGCACAUUACCGAAGUAAAGAACCCAGUCCAGUGCCUCCACCACAAUCGCAUCAUCGAAUGCCACCAGGAACACCUGGUGGGCCUCCUGGAGGACCACCUGGUGGUGGAGGUCCUCCUGGCAGCUUAAAACCACCUUCCUCACACCUUGGACCGCCCUCAAAUGGACCCGUUCCAGGGGCCUCUCAAGGACCACCUGGUGGGCCGCCACCUGGCUCCGUGCCUGGAAUGCCAGGUGGAGGACAGAUGCCCGUGUCGGUAGAUAUGCACAAAAAGGAAGAUUCCUGCCAGUCGCGAUGAUAGUCCGCAGCGUCCGCAUCAUUGAUCGUUAUUGAUGACGAUUGAGGGAGCAGGCAGACAACUGGAAACACAAACACACAAACGUACGCAUACACCCAAACACAAGCAGCAAAUCGAAUCAAAAUCGUACUAUCUCGAUGUAAAACAGUUGCGUGCGUGCAACGCAUACAUAGAUGCAUGUGAUUGGGAGGUAGAGAACUUAGGCGAAAGUUUAAUGUAGAACAACAACUGGUGAUAUUUUUAUCUUGUAAUUAGCGUUACAAUAAUAAUUCGACACACAAAAGGAGAAGAAAGUGAAACAACAGCAGUCGGGAGCACACAAAAAAGCCGAGACGGAAAUUAUUAGUGAGAUAUUUAAUAUAUAUUCAAAGCAAAAAAAGGAAAGAAAAAAUAAGCCCCAGAUCCCGCCUCCCGGAAGCGAACUGAGGCAAACAAAAAUUGUGCAUUUUUUUUCAAUUUAGUGGAGAGCUAGAAACUGGAAGCUGUUCUAAGUAAUUAUUAUAGAAGAGAAAUCGUGCAAAAAAAAUUAUAGAAAAGGGUUUGACCGGAUGAGUAGUGUUUAGCUGAUAAGUACCAAAAACAAAACGGCCCGGGGGCGAAAGACGAGCAUGGGCUGAAGUGAAGAUCGACACUUUAGAACUGCAGAAAAGGAAACAACAAACGCAUGUACUAUACACCUAUACAUAUAUACAGUGUAAAUGUUAAGUAGUGAUAUUUGUAUAAACAAACUAAUUUAUAUUUGAAGAGCAAAAGAAAAUUACCGAUGUGUUAUAUAGUAGGUCCAGUACAUGUAGGCAUAUUUUUGUCCGCUGUGGUUGUACAUAGUUGCAGUCUUGAAAACGAUGCGCACGCCCACACACACACAACAUCGGAGGAAAGAUCGAUCAUUCAGCAGCAGCAGUUGCAUGCAUAAAAACAAUGCACAAUAAUAAGAAUAGCAAACUACAACAUGCAGGAGGAUUUUAUCGUGGCGAAAUUGUGGCAAAGUUGUGUUCUGUGUUAUGAAAAUAUCUUGCUUCUUCACUUAACAGGAACUAUUUGUUUGUUCCCCUUUGUGUUCGUUGUUUGUAAGUUUUUGUUCAAAUUUUAACCGCAGUUCAUAGUUUAUUUAUCUACUUCAAUGCUGGAGUUUAUCUUAUGCUUGAAUACUUUAAUGCCUCCUUGUGACGAGAGUGACGGUACUCGAUAAAAUUUGGUUGGGCCAACGAUUUGGGAAAUUCUUAUUUAUAUUGACUUUUUUUUUGCAUGUGUGCAUUUAGUCUGUGUUUGAUAGUAUAAUAUGUGUAUAGUAAUGCUUAGUUGCAAUAUUAUCACUGGACACUUGUUGUAUUUUGUAAUAUUCAUCGAAUUAGUUGGGCGUUCGAUUUAGCUAGUUUGUUGAAAAGUAAAUUGUUCAGUACGAAUGGAAAAUUAUCUAUUCUGAAGCAAAAGAUCGGAAUACAUUUCACAAUUUUGUUUUUUUACGGCAAAUAACGGACCUUUUUAAAAUUGGUAUGUCGAAUACAACGAAUGGCUUUCAAAACUACAUCACAAAUUGCAAUGAUUGCUUAAAAAUUUCAUUUUCUUAAGGUAAUUUCUUUUGAAAUGGCUAAAUUGCUCUUCUGGUUCAAUGACAGAUGUUGUGGAACCUGCAAUCUGGAAGCGAUUCAAGUUAUCGAGAAAAUUAAAACUAGUUCCAUUAUGUGGAUCGUUCAAUUUUUUACCAAUUUUCUUGUUUUCAGAAAAAAUAUCCAAACUAUUUCAGGACGGUGCACUAAUCUAUCUUUGUGAUAAAAAAAAUGCUGGUCAAUUGUUAUUUUCCAUCCGAUUGAAAAUAACUGUUCUGUGAAAAGCAUGUGUGGCAUAACACGUCACGUCACUCAUGUGAUCCAUAUUUGCAAUUUGAUUAAGUCCAGGUUCAUUUUUCGAAGUCAGGUAAGACGAAAGCGAACCAUUUAUGCAGUGGUGCACCCGACUCAAGAAACUAGCAAUCAGUUGCGAGUUAGGGAAUCAGUUAAAAUUAAAGUUUUUAGUUUAUUUUCGUGACCAGCUUAGGGCGUGGAUUAAUCUACGAGUGCUCUGUGAAGAACUGGCCACAUCGACGUUGGAAAAUCUGAAAGAUUUCAACGAAAAGAGAGGAGGGGCUCCUGACGUUAACAAAAUCCAGCAGGAAGAGUCAAAAUGCAGUACGAAAGGGAUGUAAAAUGAUACGGUUGUGGGAAAGGAGAUCAUGACGUCAAGAAACGCGAGUAUGAUAGCUAUGUUUUUGUCAUUUCGUUUAUGUGCUCACUAUUAGUGUUGCGUUGAAACAGUUCCUGUUGAAUGACCAUCACCCAUUUCCUCUAAUCGACAAUACUUUUGCUGCGCUUCGAACAGUUUUCGAAACUGUUUAAAAAAUGUUCUUUACCAGUUUGAAGUUUGUGUAACAAAGAAGUUGUUGGCGUGGAGUUUGUCGGAGGAAUUGACUACCAUUUGGAACGAAGUCAACUAAUUCCAGCAAAGCCAACUGUAGGACUCUGUUGUCAUGCUGUUUUUAGGUCAACGAUGUUGGGCCCAGUUUUAGUCCGUUUAAAGAAAGGGCCCGAAGAAGGUUAAAGAUGUGAAGCCUUCAGCUGACAUCAAGGAGGUUGGACCGUUUGUUGAGAUAGCAAAUAUUAUGCAAAAUUUUGUUUCAAUUUAGCCCACUAUUUGAAACCAUUGAUAUGAGUUGCUGAAAGACGGUAUAAAAUUUUCGUGGCCCGAUUAACUGCAAAAAGCGUUUGAUUGUGCAAUGGUUUACAUUCAGAAGACACUGUAUUGGCUCAUUAUCAUUCUGAUUUUCCUGUUCGGGUAUAUUAGCCCGUAUGAAUAAAACAGUUUACUUUGUUUUUCAUGUGUAAACCUUAUUGAGGAAGUAAAACUGUUUUUCUGUAUGUGAUGCUUUUAAUACUUAUAACUUUUAACUGUUAUAACACACGUGUUCUCGGAUAAAUCACGUGUUCCCGGAUACAAACGGCGCGAAACUGGAAAUUUCGCAAUUGGCUGUCUGCUAACCAAUAAUAAAAUCAACUACCUUUCCGGCAGGCAUAUUAAAGUCGUAACACCAACUGGGACGACAAACUUUAGUACGGAGUGUGGCCAGCAUAAAUCGCUGGCAGAGAUGAUAAAAUAACUUCAACAAGUUAAAUAGCAACGACAGUUGAACUGGACUGCUUUCCUUUGAAUAUUAAUAAAUAAACAAUUUGAGCUAAAAAAUAUUUGAAAUAUAUUUUUUCACAAUAUUUUUUAAGUAUUUUAUUGCACAGCAGAUCUGCUCUUUGAGUCGCCACUGCACCGGUUACAUCUCUCUGCGGCUACGGCUACGGCGACGGCGACUUCUGGAGCGUCGUCGUCUCGAAGGGUCUCGGCUUGAACUUGCGGCAUAUGCGCUAGAGCGAGAUCGGGACCGUCACCGUGACCGACGUCGACCGCGUGCCAUUGCAUCCAUCGGUUCCGGGUCGUCGCUUAAUUUUGCGUUCUUCUGAUCGGUGAAUAAAAAUACAAAUUACAUAAUUGUUUUUUUUUUUCUAAACUCCUCCGAAUCAACUACUUACGUUAUUAUUCAUUUUGAAUAAUUCUGUUUGAUUAUUGUUGAUUUGAUUUAAUUUAAAAAAAAAAUUAAAAACAAAAUUCGAAAGUCUCGAUCAAUUUCUGAUUUGGCUUCUAAUUUCUUGAAGAGAUAAAACGGAAAUGAAUGAAAAUUUUUGCCUGGCUGUUUAUUUCUACCAGCCUAUUUAAAUUGCUAAAAUAUUUUUUCCGCCGUUGACUAGUUUAUUUCAACGGGAAAUGAACACGCGGAUGUUUUUCUGUCAAACUACGACUACGGAGUUUGUUAUGUAACGGUAGUCCAUACACUCAAAAUAAUCCGCACAUAACUAAUGGAAAAUUUCCAUAUGAAAAUCCUUAUGAUUAUUAUGUGCCACAUAUAAACACAAUCCGCCCAGAAGUACACAUGAAAAUUAUAUGCAUAUGAAUAGUAUGUGCAAUUUUUAAAGGUACAUUUUAAAAACACAUAAAUGGUAACUGUUUGGCACAUAAAGUUCAUUUACUGGGCACAUGGAAAAAAUCUAUGUGGGAAACACAUAGAAACUAUACGAAAAGCUUUCUCAGUGUAGCGUUCCUGCAGAUUUCCGGCCAUGUUUCCCAGUCGAAUGCGAAGUGGACAAGACUCUCAGGAUGAGACUAAAGAAAUUGUUCAAUUUGGAUGGCCAAAGAUUGCGCAAGAGAAUGAAUUUGAAUUUUUGUUGUAUGGUCACCGAAUCCUUGUGCCUGCUCAAUUGAGGAAAAGGUUGCUAGAUCAAAUCGUCACUGUUCACUAGUUUGGCGCGAACGUUUCCGGUGGAUGAACCGAUCGGUUCCACCAUGGCUGCGGACACCUGCGUCUGGUAAUAGAAUUCACGUGGAUCAUUUUUUUUCUUUUGAGGAUCAUAAAUUCUGGUUACAACAGUAAGUGGGUUCAAAUUUUUCUAGUAGGUACGUAAUUUGCCAUCCAAGGAGAUGAUCGAGAAGAUUUGUGAGUGUUUUGCAAGAUUUUAUUUUGUCAGGGCAUCAGUGUCCGAUAAUGGAAUUCUUUUGUAGAAUGCAGUCGAGUUACUCGACUCGACUAACAUAAGGGCCAAUAACAACAAGUUUAGGUGCCUUUUUGCUAAUUUUUUGAAAACUUACAGAUCCCUCAGUACUUCUGGGCUUUCAGUGCAACAAGCAUUACCAGUCUUCCAACGCAAAAUAGAACAUUUCGUUUAUUUCGAUUGUCUCGUUUCAUGGAUCCCUGUCAUUAUUUAUAUUUUUACUAACGAGGAAAUGAUGUGUUCUAGAAUAUGACGACCACUGAUUAGAGUAGUCAAUGUUGUUUCUUUAUAUUCCUACAAAUAGUUCUCAUUAGUGAUAAUGUAUGUGUGAGUAGUGAUUCCCUUAGGCAUAAGCUAUUGUGCAGCAACGAACGUACCGUGUCGACUAACGUUGCUUUAAAACCAAACGUGUAGAACUGAUUCUCCAGCCUGUUUGUCCGUGUGCUGCUUAAUUAGAACACACACACGUACGACUACACCCUUAAGCCGACUAAAGGGUGCACAUCAACACAACACGCAGACAUUGACUCACUUUAUGUAUUAUACCUCAUGGUUGUUAUUUCUUUUUUUUUUUUCAAUCAAAAAACUCUCGCGCCCAAUUUGUCAGUAUUCUAUGUUUGUUGUGCAUGUUAAACAUGAAAGAAUCUCAUACACUAGCCCGGAAAUGUUUGUUUUUUGGUUUUUCAACUUUACUGUACAAUUUCCCAAAAGACAAAAUCUUACGGGAAUCGGUCCUCUUUUAGUAUCGGAAAUAAAAUUUAUACGCUAGUGAAUGGAAACUCGUCCCAAAGGAUGCGAACACGAACUAGGUCAUUCUCAGAAAAAAGCGACCAAGAAACUAACAUCAACUAGAGAGUAGGGAAACAAAGCACUGUGAAACAGAAAAAAGAGGAAAAGAAUGUGCAACUUUCGCCUAAAAACUGUUUAUAUGUAAAAUUUUAGCGUGUAAGACUCUUUUACAAAGCAACGCGAUUAGGAGAGAGUCUCGAUGUGUAGAUAAGUUUGCAACGCAAACUAACACAAAAAACAUCUUCUCUCACCUGAAAAAAAAAGAAAACCAUUUGCAAAAGGGCUGAAAACAUAACCUGGUGGAAUAUAGGGAGCGCAAGUUAAAACAAAUGAAAAGCAAGUAGAAAAGUAUAAUUUUUCUAAUAGGUCUAAACUAAAGGCUAAGCUCGAGUGCUUGCGCAUGCUAGAGUGUGACUACAAAUGCGCUAACUCCAGUUAAGUCAGCGAAAUCGUGUAAAAACGUGCGACAGUGUGAGUGCGAACUAACGACGGCAAAGGUGAUUAAUAAUCAUUAAACAAAAACACACAUACAUAUAUAUAUAUAAAUAGAGAUAUGAGAGCUACGAGCAGUCAGACUAUGAAUCGAUGUGAGAGAUAAUUAUUAUUAUUAAUAUUAUAAUUAUUAUUAUUAUUAUAAUUAGUAUUGUAAUUAAAUUGAAACAAGAAGGAAAUAUAAAACGCGAAUGUUUAGCGAAAAAUGCAAACCACAAAGAAUUCGGAUUGUAGCGAUUAGAAAAAAUUUAACACAAAUCAACAACAAGAAACGCAAAAGUGAGCACUCAAAACAACAACGACGCUCAAACAAGCAAUUCCGCCCCGGAUGAGCAGUGGAAUAAAUUGACAGGCGUCUUAAAAAAAAAAGCAUACACAAAAACACACAUGAAACGAACUCAAUGUGGCAAAGCAACGAGGCCCAGCUUCAGCCGGAUAGGAAGAACAAGCUACAAAAAAGUAAAAAAAUAGAAAAGAGCAGAAUUUCCACGGAAACACUGAGUGUACAACAAACGCGCAUCGUCGUCGUCGCCGUCUCUGCACUCGGCAGCGGGCGGUUAGGUUUUGUAGCUUAAUUUAACUACUUUCCCUACAUUUUUUAUUUAUUUGAUAGUAGUUUUUAAAUAAAACAAUAUUGUGAAACGAGAAAUGCAAAUCAAUCAAUCAUUCGUUUUUCGUCACCUGUCAAUAUUUUUAUUAUUUUCUACGAAUAAACACAAAAUACUUAAAAAUUCAACCCUGCUGUGUUUUUAUUUUCGACCCCUUUCCCCGUAUCUUUCCCCCCUCGUUGACCGCAUGCUUUUCAAACCAACUCAACCCUUUUUCCGGAGUCGUCCAAUUAUU
Messenger RNA from Sabethes cyaneus, 14856 nucleotides. RefSeq names its product proline-rich protein 36 (gene tay). The record is from RefSeq and is a predicted model, not a curated record. Bases 2627 to 8167 code for a protein of 1846 amino acids. The transcript has 11 exons. NCBI's taxonomy places the organism in Eukaryota, Metazoa, Arthropoda, Insecta, Diptera, Culicidae.